ACAAACUCAGAAGUUCAAUACAUCAAUACCAUGGUCAACUCUUGUUGUGGCUCCACCUGCUGUGGCCAAAGCUGUGGCUCUGGCUGCUGUGCCCCCUGUUGCUGCCGAACUUGCUGCUGCUUCCGGCCUCCCUGCUACCAGAGCACCUGCUGCAGGACCACCUGCUACAGGCCCACCUGCAUUGUGUCCACCUGCUGUCGCCCCAACUGCUGUGGAUCCAACUGCUGUGGAUCCAGCUGCUGUGGGUCCAGCUUCUGCCAGCCCUGUUGUCGCCCAAGCUGUUGUGGCUCCAGCUGCUGUGGGUCCAGCUGCUGCCAGCCCUGUUGUCGCCCCAGCUGCUGUAUUUCUAGUUGCUGCCAGCCCUGCUGCCGCCCCAGCUGCUCUGGGUCCAGCUGCUGCCAGCCCUGUUGUCGCCCCAGCUGCUGUAUUUCUAGUUGCUGCCAGCCCUGCUGCCGCCCCAGCUGCUGUAGGUCCAGCUGCUGUUAACCUUGCAGCCAUCCCAGCUGCUGCAGGGCCUCCUGUUGAUGAAUGCUCAUUCUUCUGUAUAUCUGCGCAUCAUUAACAAUCCAUCCCACUUCUUCCCUACUUGUCUAAAGGUUGUGCAUGGCUGAUCUACACAUGACCUAUUAGAAGCUUCAACCAAAAUACUAAUAUCCAGGCUUCUGACUUAUUCAACCUCUCAAUUGUCUAUUACCCUUUUCCUUCUACAAAGAUAUUAAUUUUUAAUUAAAUUUUAUUUCAUUCACUAAAAUCCUCAUCUAAUCCUAGAUUUUCUUUCAGUCAUCAGAUUUUGUUAUUUGAUGAGAACUAUUAUUUACCACAUUUCUCACUCAUUACAGUAUUUGAAAUCUGAGAUUCCAAAA
Sarcophilus harrisii (Tasmanian devil) is the source of this 863-nucleotide messenger RNA. RefSeq names its product keratin-associated protein 4-6-like. Gene Ontology annotation, cellular component: keratin filament. The coding region runs from base 31 to 486 and encodes 151 amino acids. The transcript has a single exon. NCBI's taxonomy places the organism in Eukaryota, Metazoa, Chordata, Mammalia, Dasyuromorphia, Dasyuridae. The record is from RefSeq and is a predicted model, not a curated record.